Molecule: messenger RNA, 4413 nt
Organism: Microtus oregoni (creeping vole)
Lineage: Eukaryota; Metazoa; Chordata; Mammalia; Rodentia; Cricetidae
Gene: Brsk2
Product: BR serine/threonine kinase 2
Exons: 23
Coding region: 341-2923 (860 amino acids)
Biological process (GO): protein phosphorylation; microtubule cytoskeleton organization; intracellular signal transduction
Cellular component (GO): cytoplasm
Molecular function (GO): ATP binding; tau-protein kinase activity; protein serine/threonine kinase activity
Source: RefSeq, a predicted model, not a curated record
UCGGUUGCUCGGCGGGGCUCGGCUGCACGGCCACGGACGGGCGUGCGCUGGGGGGCGCGGGGCGCGGGGCGCGGGCCUCGGAGGUGGCGGCGGAAGCCUGGUGCCCCCGCCCGCCGGGUUCUCUCAGAGAGGCAGAGAAGCAUCCCCGCAGCCCGGCCUCACACGGGUGCGGCGGGCGCGGCGUGGGGGGCGGCGGGGGCGCAGAGCGGCGCGGCCCGCCCGGGGGCGCCGCUGGCCGGGUCAGCGCGGACGGCGCUUGGCGGACUCGGACGCACGGCUGGCCGGCCCCUCCCUGCCCGCGCGCCCGGGCGCCCACUCGCCGGCGCGGGGCCCGGGAGCGAUGACAUCGACGGGGAAGGACGGCGGCGGGGCGCAGCACGCGCAGUAUGUGGGGCCCUACCGGCUGGAGAAGACGCUGGGCAAGGGGCAGACAGGCCUGGUGAAGCUGGGAAUCCACUGUGUCACCUGCCAGAAGGUCGCCAUCAAAAUUGUCAACCGUGAGAAGCUCAGUGAGUCGGUGCUGAUGAAGGUGGAGCGAGAGAUUGCCAUCCUGAAGCUCAUCGAGCAUCCCCAUGUCCUGAAGCUGCAUGACGUCUAUGAAAACAAAAAAUAUUUAUACCUGGUGCUAGAACAUGUGUCUGGGGGGGAGCUGUUUGACUACCUGGUGAAGAAGGGACGGCUGACCCCCAAGGAAGCCCGCAAGUUCUUCCGGCAGAUCAUCUCUGCACUGGACUUCUGCCACAGUCACUCCAUAUGCCAUAGAGACUUGAAGCCAGAGAAUCUGCUACUGGAUGAGAGAAACAACAUUCGUAUCGCAGACUUUGGCAUGGCAUCCCUGCAGGUGGGAGACAGCCUGCUGGAGACCAGCUGUGGAUCCCCACACUAUGCCUGUCCGGAAGUGAUUCGGGGCGAGAAGUAUGAUGGCCGCAAGGCAGAUGUGUGGAGCUGUGGUGUGAUCCUGUUCGCCUUGCUGGUGGGGGCUCUGCCUUUCGAUGAUGACAACCUGCGGCAAUUGCUGGAGAAGGUCAAGCGUGGCGUGUUCCACAUGCCACACUUUAUCCCACCAGACUGCCAGAGUCUCCUGCGUGGCAUGAUUGAGGUGGAUGCAGCUCGGCGCCUCACGCUAGAGCACAUUCAGAAACACAUAUGGUAUAUAGGUGGCAAGAAUGAGCCAGAGCCGGAACAGCCUAUCCCACGCAAGGUUCAGAUCCGCUCACUGCCCAGCCUGGAAGACAUUGACCCCGAUGUGUUGGAUAGCAUGCAUUCUCUGGGCUGCUUCCGAGACCGCAACAAGCUGCUGCAGGACCUGCUAUCUGAGGAGGAGAAUCAGGAAAAGAUGAUCUAUUUCCUCCUCCUGGACCGGAAAGAACGGUAUCCCAGCCAUGAGGAUGAGGACCUGCCUCCCAGGAAUGAGAUAGACCCUCCCCGGAAGCGUGUGGACUCCCCAAUGCUGAACCGGCAUGGCAAGCGACGACCUGAGCGCAAGUCCAUGGAAGUGCUCAGUGUAACAGAUGGUGGCUCCCCGGUGCCUGCACGGAGAGCCAUUGAAAUGGCCCAGCACGGCCAGAGUAAAGCAGUGUUCAGUAAAAGCCUGGAUAUCGCUGAAGCCCAUCCCCAAUUCAGCAAAGAAGACAGGUCUCGCUCCAUCAGCGGCGCCUCCUCAGGCCUUUCUACGAGUCCUCUCAGCAGUCCUCGGGUGACCCCUCACCCCUCACCAAGGGGUAGUCCCCUUCCUACCCCCAAAGGGACGCCUGUCCACACGCCAAAGGAGAGCCCAGCUGGCACACCAAACCCCACACCACCAUCCAGUCCUAGUGUUGGAGGGGUGCCCUGGCGGACACGGCUCAACUCCAUCAAGAAUAGCUUCCUGGGCUCACCUCGCUUCCACCGCCGGAAAUUGCAAGUUCCCACGCCAGAGGAGAUGUCCAACCUGACCCCAGAGUCCUCUCCAGAGCUGGCCAAGAAAUCAUGGUUCGGGAACUUCAUUAACCUGGAGAAGGAGGAACAGAUCUUUGUGGUGAUCAAGGACAAGCCCCUGAGCUCCAUCAAGGCUGACAUCGUCCAUGCCUUCCUGUCGAUACCCAGCCUCAGCCACAGCGUCAUCUCCCAGACAAGCUUCCGGGCUGAAUACAAAGCAACAGGGGGCCCAGCAGUAUUCCAGAAGCCAGUCAAGUUCCAGGUGGAUAUCACUUACACUGAGGGUGGAGAGGCCCAGAAGGAGAAUGGCAUCUACUCAGUCACAUUCACUUUGCUCUCAGGCCCCAGUCGUCGCUUCAAGAGGGUGGUGGAGACCAUCCAGGCCCAGCUGCUGAGCACCCAUGACCAGCCAUCAGCCCAGCACCUGUCAGACAACACUAACUGUAUGGAGGUGAUGACGGGGCGGCUUUCCAAAUGUGCUUACGUGGCCCUAACACUUGGGAAGGAAGACUCAGGGCUACACUGGGUGAGGGAGGAAUCUCACUGCCAGUCCUGGGCCCCAGUUCUCAGAAGCAGCCCCCAGGACCCAUCUACUUUGAAGACGAGAAGAACGGGCAGGCGGCCCAGGCCCCCAGCACACCCGCCAAGCGGAGUGCCCACGGCCCCCUGGGUGACUCCGCGGCCGCUGGCCCUGGAGGGGACACCGAGUACCCGAUGGGCAAGGACAUGGCCAAGAUGGGGCCGCCCGCCGCCCACCGAAUUAUCCCGAAAAGUUAACAUGUCACCUCCACGAGGCCAUCCUCUGUGCUGCGUGUGGACACUGGCUGAGCGAAGGCAGCUGCUGCGGACCACCUCCCCUCCUCCUGCUGCUGCUGCUGCUGGGCAGAGAGGCCAGCCCACUGUCCACCUCUGCCCAUUCCCAGGCAGCUCUGCAUGGCCCAAGGGAGGAGGGCCUGACUCCCAGGGGGACUCUUCUUCUAGCCCAGCCACCCUGGACUCCCAGUGACCAGACCCUUGACAGGGACAACCUGUCCACGAUCUUCCAGGGUAGGGGACCAUGGUGGGAGAAGCAGUGGGAAUGGAUUGUCCUCCACGCCACAUUUGGAGGCCUCCUGGGCCACUCACCUCACCUUUUCCACACUUUGGCCUCACCAGGGCCACCUCUUCUCAUUUGCAUCCAUUGCUCCACCUUGUCAGGCUGCAGAGCUCCGGCUGAGAUGGUUCUCUCGGGCUGAAGUGGAAAUAAGAGACCUGGGUGCUCCAGAGCUGCCUGGGCUGGCCAACUGUGGGGGCUGGGCUGAGACCAGUAUUAUUUAUUUGCUGUUUUAAUUUAUUGAGUUUCUUUACGUCUCUGUUCUCUGUUCAGGGAAGGGGGAGCAGCAGCAGCACCCUCCUGCCAUCUGUCUGUCUGUUCUGUCUCUGACUUGGGCAGGGUGGGUCCAGAGCCCAGGUUCCCUCUAAGGACAGAGCCGUUGGGGCUGGGAACGGUGGGGAGCCGGCCAGUGGAUGCAGCACUGGCAAGCUACUGUAAACUUUAAAAGAAUUCCUGCAAGAUAUUUUUAUAAACUUUCUUUUCUUGGUUGUUUUUGGAAAAAGGGUGUGGGGUGGGGCCGCUGGGGCAGAGCUAGAGUUUGUGUUUCGGCUCCUUGCUCUUGGCUAUUUCUAUACACAUAUACAUAUAUAUAUAAUAUAUAUAUUUAAAGAACGAUGUGGUUAGCUCUGUCCCGGGUUGUUUUAUUACUACUUAGCAGCAACUCCAGUUCCACACGAGGGCUCAGGAUACAGGAUAUCAGCUUGCACUGGCCAGCUGUGCCUGCUGCACCAGGCUGAGAGUGAUCUUGGUUUGGUGUCUGAGCGAGAAGGGGUAGAAGACCCUGAGCUGGCACCCUACUCACAUACAGGAUGGCAGGGGUACCUCGGGCUUUUUUAAAAUUAAAAUUAAAAAGUUAAAAAAAAUCAAAGCCAGAAAUGGAGAUAGCAGUGUGCUCUGCAGUGGGUUCCUCCUGGAGGUGGCAAGGGCAAGGGGCCCACACCACUGCCUGCUGCCCACUGAAGCCCACCUCACUUUCUUCAUCCUCAGCUUUUGUCUGUGUUCCGUUCUGUCUGGCUGAGCCAGUCCCUCCCAGCUGGCCCAAGGUGCCCAGUGUAGCAGCAGGAGGGGCCGGGGGGCAGGUUUCAUGCAUGCCUUUGCUCUUCCCCUCAUGUACAGAUUUUAAUGCUUCUAUUACAUUCAACCACCAUAGGCUGGGAUUCCCAUACAUAGGGCAAAAUCAAACACCUGUAACAACAGCAAGCCACGCAGUACAAGUGGGAAGGGGCUUAUCCACGGAGUCAGGAUACUGAAAGCAAUACCUCUUGUUAGCCUUCCUCUUUUGUACUUUGGACACAUGCGGACUCGCAGACAUCACAGAAAUGGACAAGCCCCAUCUGGUGUAACCCCUGUCAAAUAACUGUGAGCAAUUUCAGUUCUGGAACAAUAAAUUCCUUCCGUAAAGA